AUUUUUGAUGAUCUAAGAAAAGCAGUUUAAAUGAGCAGAAUGAGUGCUGACGGAACUGGGGACCCGCCUCCGUAUGUCAUACCAAUCGAGGGUGCCGGGGGCUCCAACGUCAAGGUCUACCAUGUGCACACUCCGUUCAGCCCACAAAGCUCCACUAUUGGAGAUUCUGGAAUCCAAGAGAAAUCAUCCACAUCCGUUCAGUCCCAGUCAAAUGAAGGCAAAAACAAAUUCGUCAGCUAUGAUUCAUAUGAGCUGGGCCGCAAGCCAGGAAUGGCCACCUGCACGCACUGCAAUAAGCAGGUCUUAACCGAAAUCGACUACAAAGUGGGAGUUUUCGCCUGGGGGUCAUUCGUACUCUUCAUCCUGUGCGGGUUGGUUUUAUUCUGCUGUCUGAUUCCACUUUUCGCCAACCAUUUCAAAGAUGUCUAUCAUACAUGCCCAAGCUGCACUAAGAUCCUGCACAUUGAAAGGAAGCGAUGCUGCUAACCCGGUCCCAUCAUCCCCUCCCAGAUUUUAACACUGCUCAUGGAUUUGUGUUGCACCUUACACUAUAUGAAGGACACUUUCAGACCAACACAGAUGUCGUCUUGUACAAACUUGCCCAUAUGAACUUGUGCUUCGCAAUGUUUGUAACUAAGAACCUUUUGGUGUUCAUCUGGUUUAGUCUGUAUUAUUACAUUCAAAAAUGAAUACUCAUGGUUUUGAUUGUACAUCUAUAAAGGACUCAGGGUUAAGGGUUCACAAGUUUGAGGUGUUCACAGAAUUUGAUUUGCAUAACUACAUUUACUGAAUCACAUAAUGUAAAUAUCACCCAUUUUGCCAUCAACGGCACCAUAUAGAAUGGUGGUUUUCAAGCUAGAGGCCCUCAGCAAACUUCAAAGGGGCCUCAAAAUGACUUAAAUUGAUUUGAACCAAUACAAGCAUUAAAACAUCUAAAGACAUUUCUUAUUUUAAUAUACUUCUUUUUUCAUUGGAAGAACCAGUUCACACGGUCUAAUAAAAAGUGGGUAUAUGAGAUGGACUCCUUUUUAAAAGUGAUUUCUACAGCUGGAAAAGUCAUGUAAAUUAAUUAAACUAUUAGAAAAGCUCUAAAAUAUUUACAUGCUUUUGUCAAGCUCUAAAAAAUUGUAUAGGGUACAAAUGGUGUAAAA
Messenger RNA from Rhinichthys klamathensis goyatoka, 1151 nucleotides. RefSeq names its product Lipopolysaccharide-induced tumor necrosis factor-alpha factor homolog-like (gene litafd). Bases 31 to 486 code for a protein of 151 amino acids. The transcript has 5 exons. The record is from RefSeq and is a predicted model, not a curated record. NCBI's taxonomy places the organism in Eukaryota, Metazoa, Chordata, Actinopteri, Cypriniformes, Leuciscidae. Gene Ontology annotation, molecular function: zinc ion binding.